ACGGAGUGAGCGGACAAAAUCAGAAGAAGACGCUUCGUAGACAAGAGGACACACAUGUUAAGCUUUUGAAGUCGCUUUCAACUCAGAGAUAUUUGUUCUUAGCUUUGAUGUAAACUCUCUACACUUUCCAUAUCUUAAGAUGCCGAGGUAUGAGCUGUGUUUGAUCCUGAAGGCGAUGCAGAGGCCGGAGACUGCGGUUGUCCUGCGGCGCACGGUGGAGACUCUGUUCGAGCGCGGCGCGGUGGUCCGGAGUCUGGAGAACCUCGGCGAGCGAAGAUUGCCAUACAAAAUCUCCAAACACGACUGUCGCCACACGCAUGGCGGAUACUUCAACAUCGAUUUCCACGCCUCGCCCAAAAUCGUCAGCGGACUGUUAGAGCAACUUGAACGGGACAUUGACGUUUUGCGUCCCACAGUUUUAAGAAAAGACAUCGAGUUUUCCAAGGCGCAGUGCUGUGGUCCUCCACCCGCCAAUGCAAAGGGUGCCUCGUCGAAUUAAACGACUAUGAAGAUUGCCACAUCUGCUGGAUUAUGGACAUGGACUUUUGCAAUUGGACAAAAUAAUAUAAUUUUCUUUUUGGAGAAGGGCAUUUACUUGAUCUAUUUAUGUGGUACAUGUUUCAUUAAAAUCUCUGUACAUAUGAUCUCCUUUCAAUUUCAUUUUAAAAUAAAUACUGUGCUUCAACUAUUACAAACUCAGAAUAGAAUAUUAAUGCAUUUGAUGAAAAUGAAUAUUAUUGGGACCCCACCCCAUAAAACAGUAUACAAAGUUACUUAAAGUUUUUAUUUUAUUACAUGGCAGUACAAAAGACAAAAAGUAUAUAUAUAUAAAUAAGAGUUAUUUAGCAAACACUUUAUUAUUAGACUAUUAAUACAAAUGAAUAAAUAAAAGUAUAUUUGUGAAGUGUUCUAGAGGAAUGCUAUAACUUAGUGGCUCAUCCAAAGGAAAGAGUAAGAGAAGUGCUGCUCCCAGAACCAAUGUUCACGCACUGGAAAUACUAAUAGUUACCAAAAAAAAAACUUUGAAUGGCAAUGCAGUUGACCAUAUCUAAUCCAGAACUCAGAAAAACUAAGUGUUCCUGGUCCUUAAAGGGAUAGUUCACCCAAAAAUUUACAUUCUGUCAUCUUUUCUCACCCACAUGCCAUCCAAGAUGUGUAUGACUUUCUUUCUUCAGCAGUACACAAAUUAAGAUUUUUAGAAGAAUAUUUGGACAGUGAACAAUGGAAGUGAAUGGAGGCCAAAACUUUUAAGCUCCAAAAAGCACAUUAAGGCAGCAUAUAAGUAAUCCAUAAAGCCCAAAGUGUGCUUCGAGCAUUGAAUGUGUGCGCAGCCCGAUUUUUCUAACGAGCUAAUUGCACAUGCAUUUUGUUACUCUUCUGACUAGUUUUAAUCAAGUUACCAUUACUCUAUAAACCCUAAAGUUGUCAUUGUCAGUCAUCCAUUAUCAGAAAGCAUGGUAUCUCCUUCCACUUCUAUUCUGAUGACACUCAAAUCUACUUGCCAGUUAAACGAAAUGAUCACAUUGCAUUAUAAUCUCGUCUAGCUUGCCUGGAGGAAAUUAAAGGUCGGCUAGCCAAAAACAUUUUUGUUUUUGAAUAAAGAUAAGACAGAAGGGAUCGUCUUUGGUUCCACAGAUCAUUUUGAUGUCAGUAAUGCUGAUUGUGGAAAUCUCAAUGAGAUUUUUCCUCUCUCCUCAAGUACGGAACCUGGGUGUCCAGUUUGAUAGCCAGCUGAAAUUUGACAAACAUAUUGAUGAUGUCAUAGGUUCCAGUUUCUUUCAGCUACGUCUACUCUCUAAAGUUAAACCCUUUUUGUCAGAGAAAACAUUAGAGAUAGUAGUUCAUGCUUUCAUCACUUCUCAUCUGGAUUACUGUAACUCUCUCUAUUGUGGAAUUUCCAUAUCUCUUAUUGCUCGUCUUCAAUUAUUUCAAAAUGUAGCAGCAAAAUUUCUAAAAGGAGGUCGGAAGUACAAUCAUGUUACCCCCAUUUUAAAAUCACUUCACUGGCGGCCGGUUCAAGCUAGAAUAGAUUUAAAAAUUCUAUUGUUUAUUUAUAAAUCAUUACACAACUAAGCUCCCAGUUACUUAUCAGACUUACUACAUCCUUACAAUCCACAUAGAAGUCUGAGAUCCGGUGAUCAACAUCUCCUCGAUGUCCCACGCUUGAGGCUAAAGCGUAGAGGAGGGAGAGCCUUUUCGGUUGUGGGUCCUAUUUUAUGGAAUGGUAUCAGAUUGUCACCUUCAUCAUCUGUUUUUAAAUCUUCUCUUAAAACUCAUCUCUUUUCACUGGCUUUUAAUAGCAUGUAAUGUCUUGGUCUUAAAUUGUUGUGUGUUUUUAUUAUUUUGUAUUGUACAGCACUUUGGUCAGCCUUGAUGCAUUUUUAAAUGUGCUUUAUAAAUAAAAGAACUUGACAUUAAUAAAAACAAUCUAGUGGUCCAAAUAAAACAUAACUUGAAAUGUUAAGUUUUGAAUCAUAACUCAAAUAGAUGCUCCUUAAACUUUGCUUCAAGUACUACUAUCUCAAAAUUAUGAAUCAAAUCUACCACUGAAGUCAGCCAUGGCAAAUUAUUAAUUAAUUCCAUGUUCAAUAACGGGCAUUAUUUAUUUAUAUUUUUGAUUUUUUUUCCUUUUUCUUCCCAAUUUGGAAUGCCCAAUGCGCUCUUAAGUCUUCGUGGUGGCGUAAUGACUCCCCUCAAUCUGUGUGGCGGAGAACGAAUCUCAGUUUCCUCAUCUUAUCACAUGGCUUGUGGAAAAAUACUAAUAAAAACAAAAAGGAGUGAUUUGUAAAUUAUAAUUACCAUUUGCUAUAUUGAAAGCACUACAGCUAAAGUACAUGUUUUACCUUGUGAAUUUCAUUGUUCUUUUUUUUUUUUUAUUUUUAUGUACAGUCAUUCCAAAUCAGAUGAUUGCAACACCCUCCAAAAACGUUGGGACAGUCGGGUGUUUACCACUGUGAAACAUCACCAUUUCUUCUAAUAACACUUAUUAAGCAUUUGGGCACUGAAGACACAAUUUUGUUAAGUUUAGAAAGUGAAAUUUCCCCCCUCAUCCAUUAUGUAGGUCUUCAGAUGCACAAUUGUGCGGGGUCUUCGUUGCCAUAUGGUGUGCUUCAUAAUGCUCCACACAUUCUCAAUUGGAGACAGGUCAGGACUGCAGGCAGGCCAAUCUAGCACCCACACUCUCUUCUCACACAGCCAUCCACUUGUAAUUUGGGCAGUAUGUGGUUUGAAGUUGUCCUUCUGGAAAAUGCAGGGACGUCUCUGGAAAAGACGCUCAAAAUAUUUACAUAGCUUUCUGCAUUCAAGGUGUUCUCACAGAUGUGCAAGUUACCCAUGCCAUGGGCACUGACACACCCCUGGACCAUACAGACACUGACUUUUGGGCCUGAUGCUGAUAACAGCUCAGAUGGUGCGCACAUAAUGCAUCAUUCACGCACAUUCAGAUAAAGUUUACAUUUCUAAAAAAAUGUGUCACAAACAGAGCUUAAUAAAUUGUGGUGUGAGAUUUGUGAGGCUUGCUUUUCCAUCACCUAUGGAGGCCGCACCGAUAUUGCGCAGCAUGUUCAUACAAAAAAGCAUGGAUGCUGCUAAAAGUAAGUGUGCCACACCAAGUGUUAGCAAUUGCUUUGUGAAACAAAGUUCAGAAUCUGACAAGAUGCAUGCAAGUGAAGGAUGUUUUGCUUAUCAUUCUGUUGUGCAUGGCCAUAACUUUGCACAUUCAUGACCUGAGAAAAGUCUUGCAGGCCAGACUGGAGGUAUCAUUCUUACCCUCUGACAUUAAAAAGCAGUUGAAUGCCCUGGUUAUAGCUGGUGACAUGUGAGCGGAUGAUUUCUUUUGUGCAGUGAGAAACAUUUAUUCAGCAUCGGUGGAUUACCUCCAAAGCCGCUCAUUGGAGAACACAAAAAAACUUGUUUGGGCCCUACUGAGAAACAUGCCAGAGUGGAAAGACAUUCAGAGCAGCAUCUAACA
Messenger RNA from Xyrauchen texanus (razorback sucker), 3970 nucleotides. It is a transcript of the gene mrps6, whose product is annotated as mitochondrial ribosomal protein S6. The transcript is spliced from 2 exons. Gene Ontology annotation, biological process: translation. Gene Ontology annotation, cellular component: mitochondrial small ribosomal subunit; ribosome. Gene Ontology annotation, molecular function: structural constituent of ribosome; small ribosomal subunit rRNA binding. The record is from RefSeq and is a predicted model, not a curated record. NCBI's taxonomy places the organism in Eukaryota, Metazoa, Chordata, Actinopteri, Cypriniformes, Catostomidae. Bases 140 to 499 code for a protein of 119 amino acids.